Topomyia yanbarensis is the source of this 840-nucleotide messenger RNA. RefSeq lists its product as uncharacterized. The record is from RefSeq and is a predicted model, not a curated record. Lineage: Eukaryota; Metazoa; Arthropoda; Insecta; Diptera; Culicidae. The transcript has a single exon. Bases 1 to 840 code for a protein of 279 amino acids.
AUGGUAGCAGCUGCUGAAGAUGAUUCGAUUAUCGAGACGAAUGUUUCUCUCCAGCAUCCUCGUGAAAAUGUCUUCUUGCUAACCGUCGUCGUAAAUAUCGUUGUUGCUUAUGGACAACAUCAUCCCGCCCGUGUUUUAUUGGAUAGCGCAUCGCAACCGAAUUUGAUCACCGACCGCAAGGCUCGUAUCCGCCGCCUGAAGAAGCAUUGCGUCAACGUUACUGUCCAAGGGCCCGGUCAGUUAUCCAACGUCAUACAUGAAUCCAUCUACGCCCAAGUUUCAUCUAGAAAGGAGCAUUCUAGCGGAAUUAAUAUCCUCGUAAUGGACAAAUUAACUGCCAAUCUUCCUGUGCAAAAUGUCUCCAUAGCCGACUGGAGAAUUCCAACGAAUCUAUUUCUAGCAGUUCCAACUUCAACAAGAGCCAGCCGAUCGCUGGGAGCCAAUCACUUUUAUUCAUUCUUCCCGAAUGCCGCACGAAUACAGUUGCAUGGCAAUCUCCCACUCCUGGUUGAUAGCGUUUUCGGAUGGAUCGUUGCGGGCUCUGCAGAUCUAGUAUUCCCCAAGCUCAAACCAUCCUCCAAUUCCAGCAGUCUCGUGUCUGUAUCUUUGGUCACCUUGGAAGAAACUCUGGAACGUUUCUGGAAAAUGGAAGAACUAAUUACCAAGGACAACUACUCCGUCGAAGAAAGGCGCUGUGAAACACUUUACCAAUCGACAGUCUCUAGAAACCCUGACGGACGGUACAUAGUUCGCCUGCCUCGGAAGCCUGACUUUGACGACAUGUUAGGCGAGUCGAAGGCAAACGCGCUGCGACGGUUUCAGUAUUUGGAGCGACGUUAG